Messenger RNA from Geodia barretti, 1035 nucleotides. Lineage: Eukaryota; Metazoa; Porifera; Demospongiae; Tetractinellida; Geodiidae. The record is from the annotation of a GenBank genome assembly.
AUGACAGGUAUGGUUCAAACGGUGUUGGGACUUGUGCAGCCAUCAGAGCUGGGUCCCACAAUGACGCAUGAGCACCUGUAUAUUGACUUCUCGUUCAUGUACAGGCCGCCGCAGGACUCGGCGCUGGACCUGGCGGAUGACCCCAUAACACUGGAGAACGUGGGAUGGGUGCGGUACAACUAUUACAGUAACCACGCAAAUCUGCAGCUGAUGGACUUGGAUGCGGCCGUGGCGGAGGUAGCGCUGUACAAGGCUGCGGGCGGAGGCGCGAUCGUAGAUGCCACUACGAUUGGCAUUGGGCGCAACGCAAAGGCGUUGGAGCGGAUCUCAAAGGAAACGGGCGUGCAUGUGGUGAUGGGCGCGGGGUUCUAUGUGGACGCGGUGCAUCCUCAUGACAUGCACUUGCGAAACGUGGAUGUGGUUGCGCAACGGAUCGUCGAUGACAUCAGGAAUGGUGUGGACGGCACCGGGAUCAAGGCGGGCAUUAUCGGCGAGGUGGGCUGCACCUGGCCGCUUACCGAUAACGAGCGCAUGUCGCUUAGGGCGGCGGCGGCGGCGCAGCAGGAGACGGGCGCCAGUGUGCUCAUACAUCCGGGGCGGCAUCCGGAUGCGCCCGCGGAGAUUCUGGAGGUGCUUGCCGACGGCGGAGCGGACAUAUCACGGGUGAUUAUGGGGCAUCUGGACAGGACGGUAUUCGACCUGGACAGCCUGCUGACCAUAGCAUCUUCAGGCUGCUACCUCGAAUGGGACCUGUUCGGGAACGAGGGAUCAUACUAUCCGCUGGCGGACCUGGAUAUGCCGAGCGACGCGCAGCGGCUUGACCUCAUAAAAGGCGUGACAGACGCUGGCUACGCGAACAAAGUGGUUGUCGCACAGGACAUCUGCACGAACCACCGGCUUGUGCGCUAUGGGGGCCACGGGUAUGGGCACAUCCUCGCGAAUAUCGUUCCCAGGAUGCGGCGACGAGGCUUCUCGGAUGAUGUAGUCGAGGCGAUUACGGUGGGCAAUCCUGCCAGCAUCCUGACGUUUGCGUAG